GCCAUGUCCAUGCUUCUGAGACGGCUCUCGAGUCUCGGACUUGGGAAACAUGUGUCCGUGAGAUCCUCUCUUCUUCUAUUUUUCUCCAAAGGAUUCUCAACUACAUUGCUGCAAACCCCUCCUUGUGAAAUCAUGUUUGCUGAGCCUUGUGGAGGGGAUCUCGGAAAACUUGUGGUUAUGAAUUUCAAUGAACUCGAGUGCACCGAAUUGGAGAAGAAGGUACCUCUGGAGUUAGUGAAUGAUAAAGGCACAAAGAUAACGAUAGGGGCAUCCCAUGGCUGGAUAGCUACUAUGAAGGAAGAUGGAAUCCUGCGUCUACAGGACGAUCUAAUCCCAGUUGAAUCUAAUUCAGGUCCGAGACGCAUCCCACUGCCUCCUCUUGUAACUCUGCCUCAUUGCCAAACUCAAAUCAUCACCAACGUGUCAAUGUCAUCAUCUUCGCCAGAGGAUGAUGAGGACUGUGUCGUGGCUGUCAAGUUCUUGGGUCCCCAGCUCAGCUUUUGCAAACCCGCCGCUAAGAGUAGUAAACCAGGGUGGACCAACAUCAAGAUCGAAAACCCCUGCUUCUACUCAUCCCGUGUCAUGUUUUCCAAGAAAGACAACAUGUUUCGCAUCCCCGGAUCUGGAGGCCAUCUCAUCGGUUCAUGGGAUCCCUACAGACCCAAUAAUAACCCCACGUUUCAGCGCUUGCGGUUUACAAACAUGCCCAAGCUGACCAAGGCUAAACAGAAUCUUAUGGAUAUGUGCUGCAGGAGCGAGCACUUGGUGGAGUCACUACCCACCGGUGAAACUUUCUUGGUCAAGUGGUACAAGAAGACAACCAAGAUCGCCAAGGGUGGUAUUGCUAGAAUGAGAACCAAAGCUUUAAUGGUGUUCAAGAUAGACGAUGAAGGAAAUGCUGUUUACACUCAUGACAUAGGAGAUCUCAACAUGUUCCUCUCAAUGUCUGAACCUUUCUGUGUCUCUGCUACUUCCUUUCCUGGCUUGUAUGCUAACUAUGUCGCAAUCAUUGAUUUCGACGAAUCAGGUUAUGUCAUUUUGGAGUCCUGCGCUAUCAAGAGCAGCUCUUCACGUUGUUGGGCCCCUUACCACAUUCCACCACAAAAUAUUGUCGAGUCUUAGUUUUGGAUUC
Messenger RNA from Brassica oleracea var. oleracea, 1132 nucleotides. RefSeq lists its product as uncharacterized. NCBI's taxonomy places the organism in Eukaryota, Viridiplantae, Streptophyta, Magnoliopsida, Brassicales, Brassicaceae. The record is from RefSeq and is a predicted model, not a curated record. The coding region runs from base 4 to 1122 and encodes 372 amino acids. The transcript has a single exon.